AUUAAGAGUACACGUAAUGAACACCGGGCAAUAUACAGAAUUACUGUAUCAUUAUAUCGUACAUCUGAAACUAAUAUUAUAAAAAAGAAAAAAUCUAUUACAAAAGGCGGGGGCGAGGAAGGGGUGGAAUCUCUGCAGAAACCUGCAGGGCUUUGAAUUUUUUCCUACAGGCUCGUAAGCUCAAGAGUGGGUGCUUGAUUUUUCAUAAAUGGUAGAAGAAAAGCUAGAAUUUAUCCAACCUUUACAUUACAGGUACUGCGUAAGUACUUUAUUCAUCUAAUCCGCAAAUAUUUAUUCAGAGCAUCCUUUUUAACCUACGCAAUUCGUGUCGUCGUCACACACCGCUGUGACAUAUUAUCGUUAUUCGCGUUUCUGAAAACCAUUCUGAGAGCGAAGCCAAACAGUCGAUAAACACAGAACGGGCGACCAAUCUGGAUUCCAAAUCCAAAGUUCUAAACCAUAAAUCCGAACGAAAGAAAAUUAGCGAUUUCUAAUUCCGUCAGCUGAAACAAUGAACGGGCCGAUAAAUCUCGCGAUAUUCUCGAAACUACUACUCCCAACAUGCAUAGCGGCUUCUGUCCAUCCGCCUAUCCCCUUGAGUCUGGAGGGCCCCGGCAUGCCUCGAGGUGCGAAAGGCAGCCUGGGAGCCGUAGUUCUCUUGGACGCCUACCGGUAUUGCCAGCGCGGCAGUGGCGGCUCUCUCGGUUCCGUCCAGCGGGUUCUGUAAGGCGAGCUGAGGUGGAGAAAGGGCGCGGAACUGGAAGAGGGUGAGUCAGGCACUGGCUACGUGAUAAAGGGAGGCGGCACUGCGGCAUAGGGCUGAAUUAGGUAAAUGGACCCGUGCUGCAGUCUCUCCGGAGACACCGCGAUCUAGCGCCAGCGAGAAGAGGGCGAGGAGGAGCCAGAGCCCGGUCCUUGCACCCAUUCUCGCCCUCGUACCCCGCCGCCAUCUCCACCAUGCAGUCCCGGGAAGAAGCUCCGCGCUCUCGCCGCCUGGCCAGUCCCCGCGGCGGCAAGCGGCCCAAGAGGAUCCACAAGCCCACGGUGUCGGCUUUUUUCACGGGCCCGGAGGAGCUGAAGGACACGGCUCAUUCUGCAGCCCUCCUGGCACAGCUGAAGUCCUUCUACGACGCGCGGCUGUUAUGUGAUGUGACCAUCGAGGUGGUGACGCCUGGUAGCGGCCCUGGCACCGGCCGCCUCUUCCCCUGCAACCGGAACGUGCUGGCUGCCGCAUGUCCCUACUUCAAGAGCAUGUUCACCGGUGGCAUGUACGAGAGCCACCAGGCGAAUGUGACCAUGCAUGAUGUGGAUGCCGAGUCCUUCGAGGUGCUGGUCGACUACUGCUACACCGGUCGAGUGUCCUUGAGUGAAGCCAACGUGGAGCGCCUUUACGCGGCCUCUGACAUGUUACAGCUCGAGUACGUACGGGAAGCCUGUGCCUCCUUCCUAGCCCGCCGCCUUGACCUGGCCAACUGCACCGCCAUCUUCAAGUUCGCCGACGCCUUCGGCCACCGCAAGCUGCGAUCACAGGCCCAGUCCUUUAUAGCCCACAAUUUUAAGCAGCUCAGCCAGAUGGGCUCGAUUCGGGAAGAGACUCUGGCAGAUCUGACCCUCGCCCAGUUGCUGUCCAUCCUGCGCCUGGAUAGUCUCAACAUAGAGCUGGAGCAGACCGUGUGUCAUGUGGCGGUGCAGUGGUUAGAGGCGGCUCCCAAGGAGCGGGGCCCCAGCGCUGCGGAAGUGUUCAAGUGUGUCCGCUGGACGCACUUCACCGAUGAAAAUAAGGAUUACCUGGAAGGGCUGCUGACCAACACCAUCGUGAAGAAGUACUGUCUGGAACUUAUUGAAGGGGCCCUGCAGAUGCGCUACGGUGACAAGUUGUGCAAGUCCCUGGUGCCGAAGCCAGAGACCAGCAGCGGCAGCGGCGGCACCAGCAGCACCUGCAGCACCAGCAGCGGCGGCGGCAGCAGCAGCAGUGCCUCUGUGGUGCCCACAGCAGAGAAUCCCCCCCAGCGGCUGGGCGUGUGUGCUAAGAAAAUGGUGAUCUUCUUUGGCCAUCCCAGAGAUCCCUUCCUGUGCUGUGACCCGUACACCGGCGAUAUUUACAAAGUGCCGUCACCUCUGACCUGCCUGGCUCACACGAGGACUGUCACCACCUUAGCUGUCUGUGUCUCUCCAGACCAUGACAUCUACCUGGCCGCUCAGCCCAGGAAGGACCUGUGGGUGUACAAGCCAGCCCAGAACAGCUGGCAGCAGCUUGCCGACCGCCUGCUGUGUCGGGAGGGCAUGGACGUGGCCUACCUCAAUGGCUACAUCUACAUUUUGGGUGGGCGAGACCCGAUUACCGGCGUGAAACUGAAGGAGGUGGAAUGCUACAGUGUCCAGAGAAACCAGUGGGCACUGGUGGCCCCGCUACCCCAUUCCUUCAUAUCCUUCGAUCUGAUGGUAAUUCAGAACUAUCUCUAUGCCCUCAACAGUAAGCGCAUGUUCUGCUAUGAUCCGAGCCACAACAUGUGGCUCAAGUGUGUUUCUCUCAAGCGCAAUGACUUUCAGGAAGCCUGUGUCUUCAAUGAUGAGAUCUACUGCAUCUGCGACAUCCCAGUCAUGAAGGUCUACAAUCCAGUCAGAGGAGAAUGGAGGCAGAUUAAUAAUAUCCCGUUGGUGUCGGAGACCAACAACUACCGCAUUAUCAAUCACGGCCAAAAACUGUUGCUGAUCACCUCGCGCACCCCGCAGUGGAAGAAGAACCGGGUGACGGUGUAUGAGUAUGACACUAGGGGAGACCAGUGGAUUAACAUAGGUACCACCUUAGGCCUCUUCCAGUUUGAUUCUAACUUCUUUUGCCUCUCAGCUCGUGUUUAUCCUUCCUGCCUUGAACCUGGUCACAGUUUCCUCACUGAGGAAGAAGAUGUGCCGAGUGAAUCCAGCACUGAAUGGGAUUUAGGUGGAUUCAGUGAGCUGGACUCUGAGUCAGGAAGUUCAAGUUCUUUAUCUGAUGAUGAUUUGUGGGUUCAGGUAGCACCUCAGUGAAAUGCACAGGAUCAGCAGAAUUUGUUGUAGAUAGGUUGAAACACUAAGGUGUUUUUACUGCUUUGGAAAGUGUCUUAAAGAGAUACCCUUUCUCUUCUCUGGGGGGGGGGAAACAACAGGUUGAUAUAAUUUCAGGUUUGGUUUAGAAAGGGUAUUGUUUGAAAUACUAACAUAAUUUAAUGUUAGGGAAUUUAUACACUCAAAGAAUCAACCUAUUUAAUAAUUUACUGUUCUAAAAGUCCAGUAUUGAUUUGAUUGUUGGGUAUGUUUCUGUUUGAUUAUACUAAUUUAGUCUUCUGUUAUUAAAUCUUAUGUUUUGUGCCACAAGUACUGUGACUUGAAUUUUGAUUUUUAAAAUAGAAAACUGAUUGGAUAGGAAUUACCAGGUAGGGUUUUGAAAGUCUAUCUUUUCCUUCAGAACAGGGUAGUAGGUUUCCAAAACUUUAAACUAGUGGGUUAUUACAAAAUGUGUUCUAAUUUAAAUAUGGUUUGCCAGGUUUUAGUUUAGUUACCUCCCCUUUUGUGAAGAAAAAAAAAUGCUAUAUGUUUAAUGUGACUGGUGAUUUCAUCUGUAAUGUACAAAAUGGCUGUAAGCUCACUAAAAGAAAAAAGCAAACAAAAACAGGAUUCUACUGUUUAAAAAAAAUUUUCAGUUUUAAAUUUGUAAUGUAAAAUGUGUAUUUGCAAACAGUGACCAAUUUUCCAUCUGUUCUAGUAGUGUCACCAGUCAUUGAAAAACCUUAAAAAAAAAAAAACUAAACUAACUUGCUUUGUAGGUUCACAUUUUUGAUCUAUACUUGAUAUAUGCUUCACAGAAUCAGAGGAAUCAUCCUCUUUUUCACUGGACACGAUUGUGUAAAUUUGUAUCCAUUGUCUUAAAAAGUUUAUGUGAUUCUUAAAAUACUUUGGCUGUACAGUUUUGGUGUUCAUCUUAGAUUCGUCAGCAAAAUGUGAUUAUUCUUUGCUGUUUAAUGAGAUAAUAUUCGUUUUGAAAAUAUGUGUAAGCUAAGAACAGUAUUUUAUUGAGAUCAGUAGAUAUUGUGUCUAUCAACUAUAAAAUCAAGUGCCAGCAAAGAACUUUAAAACUUUAAGUUGUGUAUAGAACUGUUUUGUGUAGCAUUGAAAUAUUGUCAGUUUUGUAAGUCACUAAAUGUUAUUAUCAGCUUAAAGGUAUUUUUGUAUUAAAAGUUUACAGUUAAAUAACAUAAGUGAAUGAUGGCAUUUGGGGCCAGUAGUGAAAGUAUAUUUCGUCUAAAAUAUUUCCCUAAGCAGUGGUAUACAUGGUUAUUUUAUUAGGGUAUUUGUAUUUGUUCUGUGUUUCUCUGUGAACCAUGCUCCAGUCUUUGUUUCUGUCACACUAUGUAAGGGAGAGUUCAGAAACAGAGACUACAUCGUACAAAACUGACAUUGCUAAAUACAAGUGCUUACCUCUUGAGGGUUUACUUGCUAUGGUUGUCACGCUGCGUACCUGUGAAAAAUGACCUGAUGCUUAUGGUGUAUACAUUUUUUCCUAUACCCAGUUAGAAUUUUCUUCCUGAAUCUUCAUUCAGUAACAUGCUAAUUCCUCUUCUAUGUUUAUGCUCUAGUGGUAGAAUGCUAACAUUUCUUACACCUUGGCUGAGUACAGAGGAUUGUGUUCUCAGGUGGGAAACUGAAUUUUUUUAAUGAAAUACCAUAGGAUGAAAAUGAAGAGAGGGAGACACAAAAGGUUAAAAAAAAAGUUGUCUCAGCCAUUUUGAUUGGCCAUCUGAAGAUACUACAAAACAUUCCUCUUUAACAUUUUUAGUGAACUAAGAUGCUUGUCCUAACAGUAUGUGUUCCUUCAAAAGGGCAAACAUGCUUUUAGUUGUUUAAGGCUACAUUUUGUUCUAUUUAACAGCAGGGUUGUUAUAAGCACUGUACUUAACACAAAGCUGUGUCUCAGUAGUGUAUUUGGCCAAUUUUUUCUUCACCAGUAACUUCUUAUGGAUAGCUUUGGUUUUGUAAGGUUGAAAUAGGACAGGGCUGAUCUGAACCAGAUUGUCUAUCUGCAGAAUUAAGGUAUGCAAAUGACUGAUAAAUGACAAAUAUCUCUAAUUUGUCAUUCUCAACCUUUGAGUUAGGGAAAAGCUAAGUAGCAGUAAUAUCUUGGUUUACAAAGAAGUUUUCUUGGGAAGAAUUUUGGUUUCGUGAUAUAUUUGUGAAUUAGAGAAUCGAUGUUAAUCAUUAUUUUAUAGAUAAGUGAUUUGUAUGUGAUUAGUUGCAAAUAAAACUGGUAUUAGAACCUA
This is a messenger RNA of Zalophus californianus (California sea lion), 5294 nucleotides long. It is a transcript of the gene KBTBD6, whose product is annotated as kelch repeat and BTB domain containing 6. The coding region runs from base 958 to 3027 and encodes 689 amino acids. The record is from RefSeq and is a predicted model, not a curated record. NCBI's taxonomy places the organism in Eukaryota, Metazoa, Chordata, Mammalia, Carnivora, Otariidae. The transcript has a single exon. Gene Ontology annotation, molecular function: protein binding.